AUGGCGCCGGUGACGAGAGCAGGGGCUGCACAACAGCCUCAACCAGCCCCUAGCGGCGGCCAGGGUACUGGGCCUGCAGCCAGUCAGGAAAGUAGUCGGCAUACAUCUCCUGCAGAAUCGGUUUCUCCAGUCAGUCCAACAGGAUCUACUGGACCCGACUUCGACACGCCAACUCCACCGAUCACUGACGAGGCUACAACAGCUGCUCGAAAUGUAAAUACUCACGUUGAGGCUCCGCGAGGAUUCACAAACCGCGGCGCGCAGUGCUAUCGCAAUUGCGUGGUCAUCAUGCUACUGUCUAGCAAGAGAAUCAUGAAUUGGAUUCAGAUCAGAUACAUACCCAGACUGGUGGCUGUUGGGGUGCGAAUCGAGACCAAUGUUGAAGCAGCCAUGGGUACCAAUGACUCUCCCGGCUCGCCUACCGCCGGCCCCGCAUACACUGAUGUGUGGUGUGAGCUCGAAAAACUUGGUGAUGUCUAUUGGACAGACUCGGACCCAGCAAUGCUCAUCAUUGCCAUGCAUGCCUUUUGGGAUUAUCUCGUGGAAAAGAUCGAGGCGACGAAUAUCGACUGGAACACAGACAGCCAGCAGGACGCCACCGAGUUCUUGAGUCUACUUAACGAGAUUGCCGAAGGAGAGUUGAAGGCUAUAUGCCAAACUCUUGAGCAGGAUGGACAAUUGACCGCAGACGAGAGAAAUGAAUAUGAGAAAACCAACAUCGAAGAAAUGGUCUCGAUCUCCCAGACCCUCCGGAUCCGCUGUAACUCAUGCGGUACGCUUGAUGGUCUUCCAGCCAUGACCCGGAUCCAGACAUUGAACAAGAUGGCUGUUUGGCCUCUCUCGUUCGGAAAGCUGUCAGCAAGCGUCUCGAACGCAAAGAAGCAGAAGGCCAACCCGGUCGCUCUGGAGAAGUUGGUCCGAAACGACGGUAGAGGCCAACAGGACGGCUGGCUCUGCGAUCUUUGCCGACCGUACAUCAUCGACCAAACCCACCAAAACCGCUUGAAUGCCGCAGGAAACGACGCCACAAAGAAAGCUGAAGUCGAGGAGACCAAUCGCGCCGAACUGGACGGCCUUGCUGCCAACCAGACCCUCGUUCGCAAACGGAUCUGUCAGCUCCCAGAAGUCUUGAUCCUCUCUCUGACGCGGUUCACCCAGCACACCAGCCGGGCGACCUUCUCUAAAGAUGAGACGAAAGUCGUGUUCAAUGAGGUUCUGGAUCUGGCCCCAUUCCUCGAGUAUCACGGUGACUCAAAACUCACGGGACCAGCACUGUAUAGACUCGUUGCCAUCAUUAAUCACAAGGGUACUAGGCGUGCAGGCCACUACGUCAAUCAAGUCUGUACCGACGGAAAAUGGGUCACAAUUGACAACACAGCCGUCGACCCGAUCAGUUUGGCAGAGACUCUCGCAUUGCAGGAUGACGGAUGGACCCCUUAUGUCUUGCUGUAUGAGCGGGUUGUCGAUACCGAUGAUCUGAAAGCAAUCGAAAAUGGACAACUGGCUGCCAGCAAGGACGCGAAUGACUUCGACUUCGACUUCAAGAUCACCAUGCCGGAGAUCCCGGCCGAAGGUCAGAUGUACGUGAUUGUCUCUGCAAACAUUGGCGGCGUGGAAGUCGACUUCCCCCAGUUCGUGCUGGACGAUAAACUGCCUAUCAAUCGCGACGAGGACUUUACUGCCAUCGGGCUCAAGGCGGGCGAUGCAAAGGCGACUGUUACUAUUCGAAAGCAGCCAAUGGACGCAGAACUUCAGGGCCUCCAAGUCGCGUCUAAAUCUGCUGUUGCAGCUGACAGUGCUGCCGCUACCAACGUGCCGCCGCCGCCGCCAGCGCCACUGGCGAGGCAGGACGGCAAUGCUGCAUCCCAGGGCCCCGCAAAAGAUACAGACGACAAGACGCAAUCCAAGACCAAGAGCAACAAACGUGGCCGCACGCCUUCAGGUUCUGCAUCUGAUGACCCCAAGAGAGGCCCCCCACCAGCCAAGAAGGCGCGUGUUGACGGUGCCGACGGUGCUGUCAAAGCCACUGCCGUCACCAAGCCUACCGUUAUCAAGCUUAACGCCCCCAAGCCUACCGCCACCAAGCCUACCGUUAUCAAGCUUAACGUCCCCAAGCCUACCACCGCCAAACCUGCCGCUGCCGCCGGAAAGACCACGACCAAAGGUCGCGGCGCAGCACGGGGUGGUCGAGGCGGUGGUAGAGGCGGACGCGGUGGGCGCGGUGGUCGUGGAGGUAAAGGAGGCAAACCCGCCGCCAAAGGGGCCACCAAACCCCGUACCACCAGCACCAGUCCAUUCGAGUACAGCGCGCUCCUACGACGCAAGAGACAGGCAGCAAAGGCCGACCGGGCAUUCGAGGCGCUUUUGCAGAGAUUCCUCGAGAACGAGAGCGCGGACGCGGACACGACCACCUCCACCCCUGCUCAAGUCACUCGGGGCCAGCCGCUCGAGUCUGGAGCUGAUGGAGCGCCUCGCACGCCCAAAUCGCACACUCACAGCGCCAGACGCAGAGUGACGUGGGCAGCACACGACGAUGUCGCCCGGCCUAGUCCCAUGGAUUGGGACUCUCAUACAGAGGAGUGUGGUUCUUACUAUGCUGCUCAUGAUGAUCUCGAGGGAGAGGAUACACUUGCUGAAACUGAGAGCGAGAUGGAAAUUGAUGGUGAUUCGGAUAUUGAGGAAAUGGAUCUGGAUCUGGAUCUGGAUAUAGGUAUGGAUACUGGCUCAGAGUCGGAGAUGGGAUCAGACGCCCGCGCUGCCGGUGUCAGCAACCAUCAACGUCGUCGAGGUGUCGUGAACCAUCCCAAGGCAAAGGCAAAGAAGGCUCCUUGGCCAAAAGGGUUGAGGGCGCCGUAUGUCGUGUCCAAGAGGGAGAAGUAG
Molecule: messenger RNA, 2880 nt
Organism: Capronia coronata CBS 617.96
Lineage: Eukaryota; Fungi; Ascomycota; Eurotiomycetes; Chaetothyriales; Herpotrichiellaceae
Exons: 2
Coding region: 1-2880 (959 amino acids)
Biological process (GO): protein deubiquitination
Cellular component (GO): cytosol; nucleus
Molecular function (GO): cysteine-type deubiquitinase activity; cysteine-type endopeptidase activity
Source: RefSeq, a predicted model, not a curated record